GAAAUCACUGUGAGGAGCAUGAUGGAAGGGAAACCAGAGCAAGAUGGUGGUCCCUCUGUCGUCAACCCCAAUUUCCUUCAUUAUAUUGACAAGAGGUCUCUGCCAGAGAUAAUGGCAAGAACCUUGGUACUGGCGUUGCCACAAGAGGAGGACUGCAAUUGUGAGCCACUGGGGCUGAAUUGCAGGUGUCUAAAUCCCAGUAAACCAACAGUGGCUGGUUCUGUGAAGACAAAAGCAUUCCUGAAGAAACAUGUCCUCAGAACCAUGAUGGCGGCGGCAGCGGCUCUUGGGAAUGGGCACAAGCCUGAAAAAGCUGUAGGGAUGUCUGCUUCAAACAUUGAAUUGCCACAUCUUUGUAGGAAGUUGCCUUCUGCAGUGGAAAUGGCAGGAAAUGACCUGCCGGCCCCUCGAAGAACAAUGAAGGCAGCACAGCCCCUCUUCUGUUCCUUUGAGCAAGACUUGUGUGGCUGGGAGCAGAGUAAGGAAGAUGACCUGGACUGGAUCCUUGAGAAAGAGCAAGAGCAGUCUGUGGAUGAUCAAGAUAUUGCAGGAAUGCCUUGCAGGGCCUCUGGUGGCUACAUCUCCCUGAAGUCUCCGACAAUCCAAGUUCCUAGUAAAAAGGCAAUUCUGAUCAGCCCCGUCCUACAUGGCACUCGGUGUCUGAAGUUCUGGUACAGAACAAUGGGCUCUGUCGCAGACAAAAUCAACAUCUACAUAAAACUCCUGAAUUCCUCUGAAUGGCACAAAGUCUGGUCUAUGAAGGAGGAUCAAGGCAUGGACUGGUAUCCAGUGGCCAUACCCAUCUCAGAGAUUGGCAAGCUACAGAUGGCUCUGGAAGGCGUGACUGGCCACAACCUGGGGUGUCGUGCUGGAAUUGAUGACCUCCUUGUCUGUAGAAAGCCAUGUUGGGAAUGCUAUAAUACUAAAAGUAUUUUGUGUGGGGAAAACAAAAUAAACUAAGUGUUGCUUUA
Hemicordylus capensis (graceful crag lizard) is the source of this 971-nucleotide messenger RNA. RefSeq names its product MAM and LDL-receptor class A domain-containing protein 2-like. Bases 19 to 960 code for a protein of 313 amino acids. Lineage: Eukaryota; Metazoa; Chordata; Lepidosauria; Squamata; Cordylidae. The transcript is spliced from 4 exons. The record is from RefSeq and is a predicted model, not a curated record. Gene Ontology annotation, cellular component: membrane.